Molecule: messenger RNA, 3307 nt
Organism: Polyodon spathula (Mississippi paddlefish)
Lineage: Eukaryota; Metazoa; Chordata; Actinopteri; Acipenseriformes; Polyodontidae
Product: frizzled-2
Exons: 1
Coding region: 614-2287 (557 amino acids)
Biological process (GO): non-canonical Wnt signaling pathway; canonical Wnt signaling pathway
Cellular component (GO): plasma membrane
Molecular function (GO): Wnt receptor activity; Wnt-protein binding
Source: RefSeq, a predicted model, not a curated record
CUGGAUAAGGCAGUGAAUAGAAGCUGGGUAUUAGAAGACAGCGAGAAGGGGUUGUUUUUAAAUGGAAUUGAACGCUGUAGCUCUACCAGUGAGUGUGUUUGCCAGAGUGUGAAUGCUUGUUUGUGAUUGCUGCGCCGAAGAGAGAGCGCUGCGCUGUCUCUUUAAAUGUAAGAAAAGUUUCAGCAUCUGGUAACUGAUCUCAUUACGUUGUGGUUGACCGAUCCUGCCCAAGGGCUGGUCCCGCUGCCUCAUAUUGGAUUGGCUGGGAAGAAAUUUUGGGAAGGGGUUUGGGGAGGGAAGUCUGUUUUAAGGCACCCAAUUCCCUCAGCGCAGCUGGACCGCAACGGCGCCGGGGAGCUUGAAACGGUCUAAUUUGGAUGGUGUGAGUUGCACAAAGGAAAAAAGUCAUGCAAUCUCGUGAAGGAAAGCAAUCGGAGUACAAGGCGUGCAUUUAUAGCUGCCAUCGAUCUAACUUUUUUCUUUGUACGAAAAUACUUUUAUACACCUGGAGCCACAUGUGCUUGGAUUAAAACGGUGCGUUGUAUCUUAUUUUGUAUCUAUUCUGUAUCACAUAUAUAUUAAAAUAAAACAUAAAAAAAAAAGUUUAGGAGAAAUGACUUUGCAAAGAAGUCUGUUGGGAUUCGCUUGUGUGACGCUGCUCCUGCACUGUAUUCCUGUCUCCGCGCAGUUCGGUGACAGAGGAGUGUCGGUCCCGGAUCACGGUUUUUGCCAGCCAAUUUCCAUACCGUUAUGUACGGAUAUCGCUUACAAUCAGACCAUCAUGCCGAACCUGGUCGGACACACCAACCAAGAGGACGCCGGCUUGGAAGUGCACCAGUUUUAUCCGCUCGUCAAAGUGCAGUGCUCGCCUGAGCUCAAGUUUUUUCUUUGCUCCAUGUAUGCCCCGGUUUGCACGGUGCUGGAGCAGGCAAUCCCCCCGUGCAGAUCGAUCUGCGAGCGGGCCAAACAAGGAUGCGAGGCCCUGAUGAACAAAUUCGGCUUCCAGUGGCCCGAAAGACUGCGGUGCGAGAAUUUCCCUGUUCACGGAGCGGAGCAGAUCUGCGUGGGGCAGAAUCAAUCUGAGGGCAGCGGGGCCAGUACUCCCCCAGCCCCGCCCAAUCGCAACCCCGCAGUGAUCACCGCCGGGACACCGAUACACAAAUUCGCCACUCCGGAUCACCCUUUCCACUGCCCCAUUGUGUUACAGGUACCCCCCUACUUAAACUACAGGUUUAUGGGGGAGAAGGACUGCGCGGCGCCCUGCGAGCCAUCCAAAAGUAACGGUUACAUGUUUUUCAGCGAGGAAGAAAUCAAGUUCGCCCGCAUUUGGAUUCUCAUCUGGUCCUCCCUGUGUUGCGCGUCCACUUUAUUUACCGUGACAACUUACCUGGUCGACAUGCAGAGGUUCCGAUAUCCAGAGAGGCCAAUUAUCUUCCUGUCGGGCUGCUACACUAUGGUUUCUAUUGCCUACAUCGCCGGGUUCAUCCUGGAUGACAAGGUUGUGUGUAAUGAGCGAUUUUCAGCGAGCAGCUUUAAAACAGUGGUUCAGGGCACGAAAAGGGAGGGCUGCACCAUUCUCUUCAUGAUGCUGUACUUUUUCAGCAUGGCCAGCUCCAUUUGGUGGGUCAUUCUUUCGCUCACCUGGUUCUUGGCCGCAGGGAUGAAAUGGGGUCACGAAGCGAUUGAAUCCAACUCUCAAUACUUCCAUCUAGCGGCCUGGGCUGUACCAGCUGUCAAGACUAUCACCAUCCUCGCCCUGGGCCAAAUAGACGGAGACAUGCUGAGCGGCGUGUGCUUCGUGGGUCUCAACACCGUCGACCCGCUGCGGGGAUUCGUCCUGGCGCCGCUUUUUGUCUACUUGUUCAUCGGGACCUCGUUCCUGCUGGCUGGGUUUGUCUCCCUGUUCCGAAUCCGGACGAUCAUGAAGCACGACGGUACCAAGACCGAGAAGCUGGAAAGGCUAAUGGUGCGAAUCGGGGUGUUCAGCGUCCUGUACACCGUGCCGGCCACCAUCGUCAUCGCCUGUUACUUCUACGAGCAGGCUUUCCGAGACCACUGGGAGAAAAGCUGGAUCAGCCAAAACUGCAAGAGCCUGGCCAUCCCGUGCCCGAGUCAGUACACCCCAAGGAUGAGCCCGGAUUUCACCGUGUAUAUGAUUAAAUACCUGAUGACUCUGAUUGUGGGUAUCACCUCUGGGUUUUGGAUCUGGUCCGGGAAGACCUUGCAGUCGUGGCGCAAGUUUUACACCAGACUAACCAACAGCAAACAAGGCGAGACAAUGGUUUAAUGUAACCAGGUACACAGUUACACAGCCCUUAGCUCCCCCCGUUGAAUCCCCACUGGAUUGGAUUGGUGAUAUAUCGGAGCGCUCUGUAGUGGUGCUUUAGCUGCAACGCAGUGACUGUAGGGUGGAAACGGAGGUAGCUGGUAAACAAAUAUUACAGCAAUGUUGCAAAUAUUACCAGAGCUCUUUUUAAUACACUGUUUAAAAAGCAGAGGUUGUUCAUUUGGAAUAGCCCAGAACCACUGCGCUAACCAAUGUUAAGAGGCCAUCUGUGAAAAAAGGGGUGUGGGGACACGGUCAACAGAGUGGACGUGUUCAUUUUAUUUUAUUUUAUUUUGAUUUCAGACAUAAUUUGGAGGGUUAUAAACAUUUUAAGGUGUAUUUAAGAAAAUUAACUGUAAAUACCAUUUGUAAAAAAAAAAAAGAAAGAAAAAGAAAAAAAAGAAACGUGUCCAUUAUAUAUUUGUAUUUAAAGAGAGUAGUUUUGUUUUUUGUUGUUGUUUUUUUCUUGGUAAAACCAUAAAUGGAGCCUUAGACUAUUUGAAAACUGUUUUUCUUGGCUACGGUGACACAACAGUCAGUCGAACUUGCCCUGAAAGACAGAUCUGUACUAAUGCCCUCUGAUUUAUGAGAUUAAGGAACUGUUUUAUAUUAAAGAUAGCCCUGGAUACAUUUUUUUUCUUGUUUUCUUGGCCGUUUCUUCACAUAGUGUAUGGUCCAACUAAAAAACGCAUACUGCGUAAGCCGAUAUAACAGUUGCCCUAUCUGGAGACUCAAAAAAAAACCCAAAACUCUACGAUUUUUUUUAUUAUUAUUAUUAUUAUUUCUCAACUAAAUAAAGAAAUAAAAUAGAGAGCACAAUAACAAAACUGGAGGCAUACGAUGAUAAAAUUUGAAUGCGUUUUUAAACAUGUGUGAAAGAAAAACCAAGGAACUAAAUACACAAAGACUGUUCAAAUAUGCAGCGUUGUACUGAUGUGUUUGUAACUGUAUGCAAAAAUAUAUGCUUAUUUUUUGUAAAGA